Molecule: messenger RNA, 1041 nt
Organism: Dracunculus medinensis (Guinea worm)
Lineage: Eukaryota; Metazoa; Nematoda; Chromadorea; Rhabditida; Dracunculidae
Source: the annotation of a GenBank genome assembly
AUGUCGCGAUCAGAAUGUCUCGAUGACACACAAAUGAUGUUGACAACUAGCCACUUGGACAAUAUAAUUCAACAUUAUAUUUUCCCAAUUCAGUUUAUCCUUGGUGUGGUUGGAAAUUCGAUGAAUCUUUUGGUAUUAUUGAGCAAAGGAAUGAGAUCUGAGACGAAUUAUUUGUUGUCAGCAAUGGCUUUUGCUGAUUUGUCACUAUUGUUUUGCAUGCUUCCUCAUUCAAUUGCAUCGUUUGAGAUCGCUUAUCGUAGCUAUAGUUUUCGAUAUAUUUAUUACAUCAGUAAACGGCAAAUCAAUGCAAUGGCCAAUUUAUUUUCUGCUGCUGCUGCAUGGCUUGUAUUGGCAGUAUCGAUAGAACGUUUUAUUGGCAUUCGUUCGCCUAUGCAAGCUCGUUUACAAUGGAGAGAUGGAAAAAUUAAAAUUUUAAUAAUUUCGAUAUUCGUUGGAGCAUUUAUUGUGACAUUCUAUCAUCAUAUUGCUUACAAAUAUAGUAUACAUAUCUUAUGUAAUGACACACAAUUAAGAGGAAAUGUGAUACCAAUUGAAUAUAACUGGACUGGUGAUAAAUUUUUUGGCAAAUUCGUAACGAAUUAUGUAAAGUUUAGCAAAUACUUGCAAUUAUUUACGGUUAUACUGGUCCCAAUUAUGGCUGUAGCUUUUUUAAACGUAUCCUUAAUAUGUUUCGUUAAAAAUCGUGACAUUCAUCAUCACAAUUACUCGAAUAAAUGGAGCAAAUGGAGCCUCGCUGAUACAGGGAUGGUGCAGCGACAAGAAAGAAGAGUAACUACCACAGUUUUGGCCAUAGUUACUUGUUUCACUAUUACACAUGCUCCCUCAUUGAUUCCUUUUGUAUGGGAGACUCUCGGCAUAUCCAUAUCGAAUCCACGACCAUUUCUUGCGACAGUUAGCAUCGUAAACUCUCUAGUUAUUACUGGAAAAGUCUUGAAUUUCGUCCUGUUUUGCUCAAGUUCUGUUUAUUUUCGGCGACGACUUAAUGCAAUUCUUCUUUCUCGAAUCGUUAGUUUUUCAUAA